Drosophila elegans is the source of this 3406-nucleotide messenger RNA. RefSeq lists its product as uncharacterized. NCBI's taxonomy places the organism in Eukaryota, Metazoa, Arthropoda, Insecta, Diptera, Drosophilidae. Gene Ontology annotation, biological process: carbohydrate metabolic process; chitin catabolic process. The record is from RefSeq and is a predicted model, not a curated record. The transcript has 7 exons. The coding region runs from base 66 to 3242 and encodes 1058 amino acids. Gene Ontology annotation, molecular function: chitin binding. Gene Ontology annotation, cellular component: extracellular region.
AGACUCAGUUCGAUUUCAUUUGAUCUGCACUGCGGUUGUGUUUAUAGAGAUAUAUCCCCGGCACCAUGAAGGCCUGGAUCUGGUUUACGUUUGUCGCGUGUCUCUUUGCGGCGAGCACAGAAGCCGCCUCCAAUUUAGUCUGCUACUACGACUCUUCAAGUUACACGAGAGAAGGCCUCGGCAAGCUGCUCAAUCCCGAUCUGGAGAUUGGUGCACAGUUUUGCACCCACUUGAUAUACGGCUAUGCGGGACUUCGGGGUGAAAACCUCCAGGCGUACAGUCUGAACGAAAAUCUGGACAUCUACAAGCAUCAGUUUUCCGAAGUGACCAGCUUGAAGGUCAAGUAUCCCCAUCUGAAGGUUCUGCUGAGUGUGGGCGGUGAUCGCGACAUCGAUGUGGACCAUCCCAACAAAUAUAUCGAUCUGCUGGAGGGCGAAAAAGUGCGUCAAAUUGGAUUCAUCCGAUCCGCCUUUGACUUGGUGAAGACCUACAAUUUCGAUGGCUUGGAUCUGGCCUAUCAGUUUCCCAGAAAUAAACCCAGGAAGGUUCACGGUGAAUUGGGAUCGGCUUGGAAGAGCAUCAAGAAAAUUUUCACUGGAGAUUUUGUUGUGGAUCCGCAGUCGGCUCUUCAUAAGGAGCAGUUCACCGCUUUUGUACGGGAUGUCAAGGACUCUCUACGGCCAGAUGGAUUACUGCUCAGUCUGACUGUUCUGCCCAAUGUAAACUCUACUUGGUACUUUGACAUUCCCGCCCUGAAUGGCUUGGUGGACUUUGUAAAUCUGGCUACCUUUGAUUUCCUGACUCCCGCUCGUAAUCCCGAUGAGGCGGAUUACAGCGCUCCCAUCUACCACCCUGAGGGAUCGAAGGAUCGCUUGGUCCAUCUCAACGCUGAUUUCCAAGUGGAUUACUGGGUGAAACAGGGCUUCCCAUCGAACAAGCUCAAUCUGGGAGUGGCUACGUACGGAAAUGCCUGGAAACUGACCAAGGAUUCGGGACUUGAUGGAGUACCGGUGGUGCCCGAGACCAAAGGACCAGCUCCCGAGGGUGUUCAAUCCCAGAAGCCUGGGCUUCUGAGCUUUGCCGAGAUCUGCGGAAAGUUGAGCAAUCCCCAAAAUCAAUUCCUUAAGGGCAACGAUUCGCCACUGCGCAGGAUUAAUGAUCCCACCAAGAGAUACGGUGGCAUCGCUUAUCGUCCUGUAGAUGGUUCAAUUACCGAAGGCUAUUGGGUAAGCUACGAUGAUCCCGAUUCGGCCUCCAAUAAGGCGGCCUACGCCCGUGCCAAGAACCUUGGGGGCGUGGCCCUGUUCGAUUUGAGCUACGAUGAUUUCCGGGGACAGUGCAAUGGUGAAAAGUAUCCCAUAUUGCGGGCCAUCAAAUAUCGCCUUUACCGUUACAGCGCUCCCAUCUACCACCCUGAGGGAUCGAAGGAUCGCUUGGUCCAUCUCAACGCUGAUUUCCAAGUGGAUUACUGGGUGAAACAGGGCUUCCCAUCGAACAAGCUCAAUCUGGGAGUGGCUACGUACGGAAAUGCCUGGAAACUGACCAAGGAUUCGGGACUUGAUGGAGUACCGGUGGUGCCCGAGACCAAAGGACCAGCUCCCGAGGGUGUUCAAUCCCAGAAGCCUGGGCUUCUGAGCUUUGCCGAGAUCUGCGGAAAGUUGAGCAAUCCCCAAAAUCAAUUCCUUAAGGGCAACGAUUCGCCACUGCGCAGGAUUAAUGAUCCCACCAAGAGAUACGGUGGCAUCGCUUAUCGUCCUGUAGAUGGUUCAAUUACCGAAGGCUAUUGGGUAAGCUACGAUGAUCCCGAUUCGGCCUCCAAUAAGGCGGCCUACGCCCGUGCCAAGAACCUUGGGGGCGUGGCCCUGUUCGAUUUGAGCUACGAUGAUUUCCGGGGACAGUGCAAUGGUGAAAAAAAGAUGAGUAGCUCUCUUUGGCUCAGUUUGGUACUGAGUCUGGCGAUUUUCGCUCAGUUUCACGUGGAUGCUGCUCCUAAUCUGGUUUGCUUCUAUGACUCGCAGGGUUUCCAGCGCCAGGGCCUGGCUCAAUUUUCGAUGACCGAUAUGGAGCUGUCGCUGCAAUGGUGCACUCAUUUGAUCUAUGGCUAUGCGGGUGUUAAUGCCGACAACUUCGAGAUGCAGAGUAUAAACAAGCGAUUGGACCUGGAGCAACGUCAUCUGGCUCAGGUCACCAAUUUGAAGGAUCGCUAUCCCCACAUCAAGUUCCUUUUGAGUGUGGGUGGUGAUGCAGAUCUGAACGAUGGAAAUCAGUAUAUAAAACUCUUGGAAUCGGGACAACAGGGUCACAAGCGCUUUAUCGAAUCCGCUCGCGAUAUAGUGAGGCGUUUCAAUUUCGAUGGACUGGACUUGGCCCUCCAGCUGCCACGGAAUAAGCCACGCAAAGUUCACGGUGAUGUUGGUUCUGCCUGGAAGAGUUUCAAGAAGUUCUUCACUGGCGAUUUUAUUGUGGACACUGAAUCGGAGACCCACAAAGGACAGCUGACUUCUUUGAUCAAGGACUUGAAUGCCGCCUUGAAACAAAACGAUCUUUUGCUGAGUCUCACCGUUCUGCCAAAUGUUAACUCAAGCUGGUACUACGAUGCCCCCUCGAUUGCGCCCAGCUUGGACCUCAUCAAUCUGGGAACCUUUGACUUCCUGACCCCGCAGCGUAAUCCCGAGGAAGCGGACUUUUCGGCACCACUGUACGAGGCCAUCGGACAGAAUCGCUUGGGCCACUACAACGUCAACUUCCAAUUGGAACACUGGCUGCUCCAGAGAGUGCCUGCUAAUAAGCUGCACAUUGGCAUUGCCACCUAUGGCAAGUCCUGGAAGAUGACCAAGGAUUCGGGAGACUCUGGAAUGCCAGUGGUAUCAGCCACCCAAGGACCCGCCCCGGCCGGACCUCAGAGCAAAAAGGAGGGUAUCCUCAACUGGGCUGAGAUUUGUCAGCUGAUGCCGAAUCCCAGUAACCUAAAUGCCAGAGGACCCAGUGCUCCGGUUAAGAGGGUCCUGGAUCCCACCAAGCGCUAUGGCAGCUACGCCUUCCGUGCCGCCGAUGAGAAUGGUGAUCACGGAUUGUGGAUCAGCUACGACGAUCCGGACUCGGCAUCCAGCAAAGCCCAAUAUGCUAGGGUCAGGAAUCUGGGAGGAGUGGCCCUCUUCGAUCUAACCCAAGACGAUUUCCGUGGCCAGUGCACCAACGAUCGUUUCCCCAUGCUGCGUGCCAUCAAGUUCCGACUUCUCUAAACCGUAUCCCCCGGACCGUAAAGACAUCACAAGCACGCAAAUGUCACAAGGCUAAAUUGGGGAAGUGGAGCUGGGAGGGAACAAAUGUCACCCGAUCGGUGGCUUAAGGCCUCCUUCUGUGUCUGUCCCUUUUUGCAAAUUAAUUACAAAGUUGUAAACUAAAA